Messenger RNA from Ornithodoros turicata, 8403 nucleotides. Its product is annotated as small subunit processome component 20 homolog. The record is from RefSeq and is a predicted model, not a curated record. The coding region runs from base 99 to 8297 and encodes 2732 amino acids. The transcript has 61 exons. Lineage: Eukaryota; Metazoa; Arthropoda; Arachnida; Ixodida; Argasidae. Gene Ontology annotation, cellular component: 90S preribosome; small-subunit processome; nucleolus.
AGCCAAUCCCAGUCAAGACCUUCCAUUGUUUGGGUGCACGUGUGUUCUCGCUGUUCUGUCGUGUUUCAUCGAUGUAAUGAUUCUGCAACAACCUCACAAUGAAGAAUAAGCCGGUGAAGCACAAGACUGAAAAUACGUUUCGGUUCCAAACGUUUUCUGAGAGGUUGUCGAAUGUGAACGUCGAUGUAAUCCACAAAGUUGGGCUGCACAAAAGUACACCGUUUGAAGCCGAAACAUUCGUACAGGAAGCUGUAAAUAAAUGGGCAGAAUUGAAUUGUACAGAAGACUUCGAUUCACUGAAGAAAGAAGUUGGUGCGGAGGUAGAAACGCUUCCGCAGCUAGUUCUACGAAAGGAUGCAGUCAUCGAGGCACUUCAGAAUCAGCUCGCCAAAAAGGACAACAAAGCCCUCGACGCUGUGCUGGAAAUGGUUGUUGCCCUGGCAAGGGACUUGCAACAUUAUUUUUAUCCGAGUUUCCCGGAAUUUUUCCGGCUCAUAUGUGGACACUUGAACACUCAAGACACAGAAAUUCUUGAAAGGAUUUUCAUGUGUCUCGCCUGCUUGUACAAGUUUCUUUGGAGAUAUAUGAUCAAGGAUAUUGAUCAAAUUUUCAGGCUUUACAUACCUCUGCUGAGUGACCAGCAGAAAGACUAUGUGCGAGCGUUUGCUGCAGAAAGCUUUGCCUUCAUUAUGAGGAAGGUACCAGAUAAGCAGGAACUUCUCAGUCUCAUUUUCGGACAUUUGGAAACCAACCCCAAAUACACUGAUGGUAUUGGCAAUCUGUUCUUUGAAAUGUUAAAAGGCGUGAAAGGACGACUCCACAGUUGUGCAGAAAUGGUCCUGCCAUUGCUCUUACAAGAGGGCUUGAACGGUUCCAUGGGUUGUGCUGAUCUCAAUCGUCAAGCUCUCCACAUCACUUUUAUGGGGUUGGCUGCCCACGUCGGAAACAAGGAUGCACGGGACACUACAGUCGUAGUUUGGAAAUCCUUGCAGCAAGCUGUUGGAAAUAUUGUUGCAACAUUGGAUACCAAUGAAGCAGAGAAUAAGAAGGCUAUGCAUUUGGAGAAUGUGCUCUGUCUUCUAAACGUCUGGGUGACCUACAAGAGUGGUGUUCUCAUUAAUGACCCUGAAGCUGUUGCACAAACAUUGCUGCCUAUAGUUUGCCUCCCUGAAUUUACACCUUCUUGGACGGAGAAGCUUCUGGAGACCGUCUGCCAGUUUCUAGAAACACAGUCACGCUUUCUGUCCCCCGAGACCACCGAUCAGUUUGUGACACAGCUGUAUAAUGGGAGCUAUGCAACCAGUUCUGUCUUCAGUUUCUCGCAAUGUGCGGUUGACCUGCCGAUGUUUGAAAAGUCUGUGCUUCCCCGACUACUGGUGUACUGUAGCAAACUGGAAGCCAAGCCUGAUGCUAUUGCACUUUUGGCUGAAGUGAUGCUAAGAAGAAAUCCGAUACCCCUAUCUGGAGAUGAACUGAAACAUUGGUCACCUCUUUACCUAGAUGCAGCUUCAAGUCUCGUGAAGACUCCUGCUGACCAGCAGGAGGCAGUUUCCAUCUUGGCAAAUGACGUGGCCUCCUUCCUGUCCCGUGACAUUGGAGAUCCUCCUUCACUUCCUUUGCUGUGGGCGGCGCUGAGUUGCCUGCCUCAUUUCAGAGCACUAAGAACAGCAGAGGUUAAGGAGUCCGUUUCAAUGCUGAUUACAUCCCUGUGUCAGUGCUUGAAUUCAGAAACUGAACAUCAGUCGGUGUAUUCCUUCUUGCUCUUUCAAACUGUGGUUACAAGUGUGCUUUGUGGGCUCACUGAGGUACUAGCACUUGUAACAUGCAAGAGCUUCAUAGAGCUGCUCAGGAUAUACCCUCAAGACUUGCACCUCUUGAGGUCAACAGAGUGUUAUCUGGCAUACCUGUCAAGAACUGAUGAAAGGGAAACUUUGACAGUUGACUUACUUCAAGAAAUGUACCAGGUUCUUGAAAGCAGCUUAGCAUCACCAUACAGCUUGGUGCGGCAGGCAUGCUUAGGAAUUUUCUUUUACUUUGAUCUUCCCCUUCCGAGCAUCGAAGACGAUGCCGUUGUGCAGAUACCUGUGUUUGAAACCUGCUUAAAAGCAGAAAAGGUCCCCAACACUGUUCAGCACUACAGAGAAAGGUUGAAGCUGCUACAGGGACUGAGUGCUGAUGCAGUUAAAAUGUGCAUUCCAAUUGGACCCUUUGAAAUGGCUCCUGUAAGGUACCUGCUUGGAACCCUGUUCAUAAAUUUCUCCCUCCUGUGGAAGCCUGUCCAAGAAAUCCUUGCAACCCAUGCAGGGACUGAUGACAAGUUCUGGCUGCUCUUGUUUGAGCAUCUGAGGCUUGUCAAUGCUACAAUUUUGGACUACAAGCCACCGCAGGAACUUGUCUUUGAGCUCCCCGACUGUGACGGGGAGAGUCCCGUCAUUCAGGCCUUCUCGGAAGCGCUGCAGACAACGUCAGACCUGAAAGAAAAACCAGACUAUGUCAAUCACAGGCACCUUUUGUGGAAAGCCGUUGAGCAGACCAGAACAGCCGAGCGUCGAAAUAAAGACAUCGUUGCUCUGUUUUACAGCUUCCUCGAGAAGGAAUUCUGGCCCAACACCAUAGUAGCACCUUACCACAACGUGCAAAGGGCCGAAAAUGACCAUGAACUGCCAGAAGAGCCAGAAGCAGCUGCACCACUGGUACCAAAUGACCCAAGUGUGAUUCUGCUUGAACCUGAGAAUGCUGAUGAUGUGGAUGAUGGUGCUGCCGCCGCCGCCGAUGAUGAUGAUGAUGAUGAUGAAAUGGAUGGGAGUGGAGUUGAUGACGAAGUAGAACAGGAACCAAGGGAUAAGCGUGGUCGCAGAAGCUUUCCAGACCUGAUUGAGAAUGAAGGGCCAAGUACUUUAGCUCCAAGAGCAAGGUGCAGAUUGACCAGGAGCUUGUGUGAUCAUCUAGGUGUGUUUGCAAAGUUUGUUAACCCAAAGGCAAUAUCUCAUAGCCAAGAACUUCACCAACUGUACCUCGAUCUCCUUACAUUCCGAGAAACCGACGUGCAGAAGCUGGCUUUCGACUGUCUCCUGACGUACAAGCACAAGUUUCUGGAACCAUACAAGGAAAAUUUCCAGAAGCUGCUUGAUGACAAGACAUUCAAGUCUGAAAUAGUUUUAUUCAGCGUGGAUUCAGAGUCAGGAGUUGUUCAGGAAGACCACAGAAAAGAGCUUUUGCCAGUGCUGAUGAGAGUUCUACAUGGAAAAAUGCACUCGCGUUCUGGUUCAAAGACUGGUGGCAAGCACAGGUUUGUCAACAAGCAGUCCAUUGUGUUGCGCUUCCUGGCCAGCUGCAAGGAAGAAGAAAUACGAAGCUUUAUUGAUCUCGAAUUGGCAGCGCUGAAGGAUUACCAGCAGUCGGAGAGCCUGCUGGAGAUGGUUCAAAAGAUUCGGACGUUAUUGGACGUGACCAAAAUCAUCCCAAUACGCCGUUUGCACGGCAUGCUCACCACUGUAGAAACGAUGCUGAAGUACCUGGGAGGUCUGGUACCCAACCUUGUACCCCUGCUUCUCAGGCUGAUAGUAGCAGCGGUGGUGUACGCGGACACUUUACUUUGUAACAAAGACAAAGUGGUCCGCUCGAUCUUGGGGACGACCAGGGUGCUCAGGUCACAAGGGAUUCGCCUUCUUGGUUGGUUCUUUCUGAAAUUUGAUAGAUAUGGCUUCACAAGCGAUGAAAUUGAUGCCAUAUUUGAAGCUGCAGUAUGGCCAUUGCUACCUGUCCUUGAAAGCGGCAAUAAGCACAAGCCUUCACCCCUUUUGCGGUUCUUUGCAAACAUCAGUCGCAAUCCACGAUACUUUGUGCUGUUCUCGAAGCACAAGUCCACCGAUCCGAUACAGUCACCCCUGCCGCCAAUCAUCUCCCUGCUGAACAACGUGCACUUGUCCUCCGGUGUGCUUCGCGUGCUCCUCUCCAUUGUACACAAUCUGCUGAGCUUAGAAGAGAAGGCCGAAUGUGACGAUGAGAAUGCCUUGCCUCCUCCUCCCCCUCUGCAGGUGGCCAACUGCCAUACGUUACGAAGUGCGGAUCAGGACGGGGCUACACUUGGGAGGAUGCUGCUGUUGCCUUAUGUUCCUCACAUCAUCAAAAGAUUGAAGCUUGUGUUGGAGUCAGCCAUAAAGACAAAGAGGGCUGUGUCUGCUGUCGAAAUGGGCAUUUUAACUGUGAUAAGCAAAGAUGUUACUAGUCCAUCACAGUGCCUCGAGUUGGCAAGACUGUUCAUUGCUGGUUUCAAGAAAUUAAAAAGCACUGCCCAUGAUGCUGAACAGCAAAAGCUUUCAACAAUCUUGAACCUCAUGAAAUGUGCAGAAAGUCCAGAAGAAGUUGUUGGGAGACUUUCCAGCUACUUUUCUACUUUGAGCAACAGACAGUCAAGGCAGCUACUGUGUGACAUCUACAGUGCAGUAGCCUCGAAGGUUCCACAGUACCGUCAGCUGGCCACUUUCAUCCGCAAGGUAAAUGCAUGGCAUCCCAGAUAUGCAGAAGAACCUAACUACGAGUCUAGACUUGAUGGAUUUAAACUUGGAGUUACCAUGAUUGAAGGCUGCCAGGACCCUCCGGACACAGCAGUUGUCUUGCCAGUCAUCUACAACUGCACUUAUGCCAUGCGAACUGCAAGUGACCUGGCCCUGAGGGAUUCUGCUUCACAUGCACUAUGCCAAAUAAUGCCAAUCUUUGCAACAUGGCUUAAUGAGCACAAGGAAGUGUACAGGAUAUGCAUUUCUGAAGCACUUACCUCGGAGAUCAAGAAAGGGCUUUGCUGCAAGACAGAGGCAAAUAGACAUGAAUUUGUGAACGCCUUUUCGCUGCUGCUUCAACAUUGCGGGGAGCAUCCUUCAUUGGCUGGCCUCAAGAAACUGUGCAACACAGACAGUGACAUGGACUUCUGGGUGAACAUAUGUCACAUACAGUUACACCGAAGGUGCCGAGCUUUGAACCGUCUGUCCUCACAGCUGCGGUCGGGUGAACUGCAGCUGAACCAGAAAGGGCUGACCGACGUUGUGCUACCUUUGGCUUCAUCGUUUUUGUUCUCCGAGAGCUACGCAAAGCACGCUGGUCUCGUGGAGGCAGCGAUAGAAACGCUCUCCGCUGUGUCGGAGCACCUGCCUUGGCGCGGGUACGAACACCUCUUGUGGCGGUAUCUGCGACUUCUACAGCGCGACGUGGAGCAUCAUAACACGGUUGUGAGGAUUGUGGUGGGCAUUCUGAAUUCGUUUCACUUUAACUUGAGCAAGUCUCGUGGCUUUGGAAAAGACGUGCAGCCCAAGCCGGCAGUUUUGGAUGAAGAAAUGUUGGAAGAGGAGGCUGACGAUUCCGACGGUGAAGAUACCGACGCAGGUAAAGAGGCUGUUCCUGCUCCAGACGACGGUGCUUUAGACGAGGAUGCAGCCACCAGCAUUCAUACUACCAUUGCGGUCAAGUUGCUUCCACAUUUACACAAAGCUCUAACAAACAAGGCCAAGUCAGAUGAUGAGCACAAGGUUGUGAGGAGUGGCCAUCCUGAAGAUUCUGAAGUUCUGCGAAUACCCAUUGCAGUUGCCAUAGUGAAGCUGCUGCAGCAACUGCCUCAUGGGAUGUUGCAAAGGCACUUACCAGGGGUCCUUCUCAAGAUUUGUCAGUUCUUGAGGUCCCGUCUCAUGAGCAUUCGUGAUUCAGCUCGAGAGACGUUGCUCAAGAUCAUGUCAUCCUUAGGCCCAGCUUACUUUGGCUACUUACUGCAACAGAUGAGGGGCACCUUGCAGAGAGGAUACCAGGUUCACGUCAUGAUGUACACUGCACACGCUGUGCUGGAAUCACUUACACCGGUGAUGAAACCAGGUGACCUGGACAGUUGCUUCACCGAUGUGAUUGAGGUGUGUCAGAACGAGCUGUUCACCGACUUAUCCGAAGAGAAGGAGGUGACGCAGAUCACUGGAAAGGUCAAGGAAGCCAGGUCGACUAAGAGCUACAACAUCUACAAAAUUUUAGCGAUGAUGACAACAGAAGAGACACUUCCACGAUUGACAGCUCCUCUGAAGUCUGUCACUCUAAUGUCAGUGAGCCACAAAGUGGUGAAAAAAUGUGAAGAUUGCUUUCAUCGUAUUGUGUCGGGCCUUGCAGCGAAUUCUGCACUACCAGUUGAGAAGCUGCUGAUCUACUCCUACAGCAUGAUUAAAGAAAAUUUGGAUGACCUCCAUGCAAUUCCGAAGGUAAAGAAACCGGUGUCAGAGCCACGGCUACUAGAAGAGCGAUCGGACGUGUUUCUUCUUCCUCAAGAACCAUCUCGUGAUGGACUUCCUGUUACCACAAGCCGACGAACUAAUACUCAUGUGUUGGUGGAGUUUGGGCUCAAGAUUCUGCAUUCAUUGUUCAAGCAAAGUAAGCUAGACUCAUCCGAGAAGAAGCAUUUGGAAAUGUUAGAUCCAUUUGUGCCUCUUUUAACCAGUCUUGUGGACUCAUCACACGUAAAAGUAGUGACAAUAUCACUUAGGUGCUUCGUACGUUUGCUACAAAUGGAGCUUCCUGCUCUUAAAGAUAACAUGCCUCAACUGGCCCGGUCACUGUUUGUUAUUCUACACAAGUACGCAGGUGCAGGAAUGAAACAAGGAGAAAAUUUUGAGCUCGUAGUCCUUAGUUUCAAGGUGAUGACUAUUCUAGUCAGGGAACCCGACAUGUACAAAACUGAAGAAAAUCAGCUGAUCGUAUUACUGGGAUACGUCGAAACAGACCUUUAUGACCACACUAGGCAAAGCACCGCUUUUGCCCUGCUGAAGGCAAUCUUGGCGCACAAAUUGGACAAGCCACAGCUGCACGAAUUGAUGGAGAAAAUAGCACAAAUGUCCAUCAGUGAUGAGAAGGAGCAUGUGAGGAGUAAAUGCCGUGAAGUUUACCUGCACUACGUACUGGACUACCCGAUGAAGCAUCGCAUGCGAAAGGCUGUGGGCUUCUUCGUAGCGCAACUGGGCUAUGGCGUAGAGAGCGGCCGUGCUUCGGCACUUGAAAUGAUAAAUGCUUAUUCCGCCCAUUUUCCACCCGCUACAUUAGAGCAUUAUGCCGGCACACUGUUUGUUGCCAUGGCAGCUCGGUUGGUCAAUGAUGAUUCUCCCAACAUGCGCCGUAUGGCCUCGGCAGCAGUUAAAAGUCUUCUUGGAAAACUCAGCGACAACAGCAGAAGCUCCCUCUUUGCCAUUGUAGUCUCGUGGAUGAAAGCAAAGAUGUUCGCCAUGUUGCGAUUGGCAGCUCAAGUAAUAGGAGUCUUCGCCGAAAUUGAGAAGGAAAAGUUUGAACGGUUCUUGCCGGACCUCCUGCCUCUUCUGGUAGCUCAUCUGAAUCCAGAGAAAUUUGAGGAGUUUGUCGCCGAAGAUAUUGAGAAGACGAAAGAUCACAUUGCGUACCAGUUGUUAGUCUCCCUGGCAAAGAUUGUUCUGGCGUGUAACGUCAUACGAAAUCCAACAUACUACGAGCAAACUGGAAAAAUCCUCGAGUACACUACUUCACUCUUACUUCAUCCUCAUGUCUGGGUGCGACUUGCUGCAUCCCAGCUGUUUGGAGCAGUGUUCACAUCGUAUGACGUUGAGGAAAUUGUCAGCGCAUGCCAGAGCGAACCAGAUACGCAGGACUACCUCCUCAAGGAUUGUGCUAAAAAGAUACGUGAUUUGACUGAGAAAUUUUGCCACCUGCUGCGUACUGGUGACAUAGUUGCAGAACUGGCUGAACAGGCAGUGAAGAACCUGGUGUUUACAACCAAGAUUUCUUGGCGAUUCAUGCAAAACAGCUGCGAUAGUGGCAAAGGCGAUGUCCAUACUCUUGACUGGAUUCUAAAAAGAGCAGAACAACAAGCACGACAAGAGGUGUCUACAGGAACAGGCGCUGUGCUGAAGAGAUCAAACGUCUUCAAGUUCAUGGCGGCUGUAGCACUAGACCUGUCCAAGGAGGAACUGUUAAAGCAUUUACACAUCAUUCUUCGACCAAUAUGCCGAGAGCUUGAAGACAAGUCCCCACAUCAGGACGAGAGCCUCAAGAACUUAGCUCAGGAAGUGACAGCUGUUUUGAAAAAGGCUGCUGGCGUAGAGGCAUUCACUAACACACUAGUGAAGCUGCAAGGUGAAUUGAGCAGCAGGAAGCUGAAGCGCAAACGGGAACGGGCACUCGAGGCUGUUGUGAAUCCAGAGCUGGGAGCAAAGAGGAAAAUCAAACGACAGUUAGCGAAGAGGGUGUCACAAAAGCGUAAGCUUGCAGUGAAGCACGGUAAAAAGGUAAAGAAACGAAAAGUGUAACUAUGGGCGGGUAUCCCGAGAGGUGUCUCGGCCAAUGGCGUUGCGGUGCUCACAGCACUUGGAAUGUAUAUAAGUACACAUGUACAGAAUAAAGUCUGCUUUAUUA